Messenger RNA from Centruroides sculpturatus (bark scorpion), 695 nucleotides. RefSeq names its product ADP-ribosylation factor-like protein 13B. The record is from RefSeq and is a predicted model, not a curated record. Lineage: Eukaryota; Metazoa; Arthropoda; Arachnida; Scorpiones; Buthidae. The annotation marks the transcript as partial. Gene Ontology annotation, molecular function: GTP binding; GTPase activity. The transcript is spliced from 4 exons.
AUUUUAGAAUCAACAGAAGAUGUUGUCCCUACUGUUGGAUUUUCUAGCGUGCAAGUUAAACAUAAUCAGUUUGAUAUUACUAUUUUUGAUCUUGGCGGUGGACAUAAAAUAAGGGGAAUAUGGAAAAAUUACUAUGCAUCAGUUUAUGGAAUAAUAUUUGUGAUGGAUGCAAGUGAAGCGGAAAGAAUAGAUGAAUGUCGAAAAGAAAUAACUGUCGUUUUGCAAGACCCUAGAAUUAGUGGAAAGCCAAUGUUGUUAUUAGUUAAUAAACAAGAUGUUCAAGGUGCCAUGGAUGAAACAGAAAUAUGCAAUCUACUUGAAUUAGAAAAUAUGGUAAACAAACAAGAAUGUCCAACUCGUGUGGAAACAUGUUCUGCAAUAUCAAUUAAUAGUAAAAAGAGAGAUAAAGGAAUUGAUAAAGGUUUUCAAUGGUUAGUUGGACAUAUUGAAAAAUAUUACAAAGAACUUGAACAAAGAGUUCAAAAAGAAACUAAUGAACAAAAAGAAAGAGAAGAAAAAGAAAGACUUGAAAGAAUGGAAAGAGUGAGAAAAAUUAGAGAAGAGAGAGAGAAACAAGAAGCAGAAGCACAAAAUAAUGUAAAUAAUGAUGGUGGCAAUGAUGAGGAUGAUGAUGAUGUAAUCGUUGGAUCUCCUUUUAAACCAGCUAGUAAAAUCAGAGUAAGUUUCUAAUGAAA